This is a messenger RNA of Owenia fusiformis, 1684 nucleotides long. Lineage: Eukaryota; Metazoa; Annelida; Polychaeta; Sabellida; Oweniidae. The record is from the annotation of a GenBank genome assembly.
AUAAGAUGGUAAUGAACUGUAUUUCGAUUUUUAUGCUUGAAAAAGUUUUACACUGAACGAAAUAACCUCAAGUUGACCUUGACUUGAAUUUUCGAGACCGGAGUCAUGGCACUACAGAAAUCCCUUGUUUUGUCUUCACUUGUGCGUAAUAGCACACGAACAGCUUCUGUAGUUUUGCAGACAAGGCCAGGGUCAUGGUGGACAGGGGUAGAGAUGGGACCUCCUGAUCCCAUUCUGGGAGUAACUGAGGCAUUCAAGCGUGACGACAACCCAAAGAAGAUCAAUCUUGGUGCAGGUGCUUACAGAGAUGACAACGGCAAACCAUUUGUGCUGCCCUCUGUCAAAAAGGCAGAGAAAAUCAUGAGUGAGGGUAACUUUGAUAAGGAAUAUGCACCAAUUGGUGGCCUUGCGGAUUUCUGUAAUGAGGCAGCAAGGUUGGCUUUUGGAAAUGACAGUCCAGUGUUGGCUGAAAAAAGGAAUGCCACGGUACAAGGUAUUUCUGGCACAGGAUCUCUGAGAAUAGGAGGAGCCUUCUUUAAUAAGUUCAUGGGCAACAAAGACUUCUACCUACCCACUCCAACCUGGGGAAACCAUAUUCCCAUAUUUGGGCAUUCUGGUUUAAAUGUCAAGUCCUACAGGUACUACAACCCUGCCACUUGUGGUCUAGACUUUGAAGGAGCAAUUGCUGAUAUAAGCAAAAUCCCAGAGGGCUCCACAGUUGUACUGCAUGCAUGUGCCCACAAUCCUACAGGUGUUGACCCCAAGCCUGAACAAUGGAAGGAGAUUUCAAAGGUAAUGAAGGAUAGAAAAUUGUAUCCAUUCUUUGAUAUGGCCUACCAAGGUUUUGCCACUGGAAAUGUUGAUGGUGACGCCUUUGCCGUGAGACAGUUUAUUGAGGACGGUCACGACCUAGCACUCUGCCAGUCAUUUGCCAAAAAUAUGGGACUCUAUGGUGAGAGGGCUGGAGCAUUCACAUUAGUGUGCAAGGACAAAGAAGAGGCAGAUAGAUGUAUGUCUCAAUUGAAGAUUAUAAUCAGACCUAUGUAUUCCAACCCUCCCAUCCAUGGAGCACGUAUCGUCACUACUAUUUUGACCAACCCUGAACUUCGAAAAGAAUGGCUGGUUGAUGUUAAAGGAAUGGCAGACAGGAUCAUUAGUAUGCGUGAACAGCUGACAGCUAACCUAAAGAAAGAAGGCUCCUCAUGUAAUUGGAGUCACAUCAUUGACCAGAUUGGAAUGUUCUGUUUCACUGGACUCAAGCCAGACCAGGUUGCAAGUCUAACAAAUGACUACUCUGUGUAUCUGACCAAAGAUGGCCGUAUCUCUGUCGCAAGUAUUUCUUCAAAGAACGUCGACUACCUAGCAUACGCAAUGCACCAGGUCACAAAAUAAAUCCUGACAGUACUCUCUAUAUAUUAUAAGACAGUGAUAUAUGAAAAUUAUUUCUCAGAAAAUAAAUUUCCCAAAAACACAAAUUUUAGUGAAAAAUUGUUGAAUUUUGCGCUGAAAAAAUUAUGAUAUUAAACUUAGGACUCGAGGAGACGAUGAAUAUUUUUGGAAUAUCAUUUGAGUCUCACUACGCAUUGUGAGAGCAGACCUUGGACUUAAUGAUGGAUUUUUUCUCCAAACCACAGUUACAUAUUUAGGUACAUACACUUGACUGCAUACACACUCAAUUUCAUUA